This is a messenger RNA of Papilio polytes (common Mormon), 900 nucleotides long. RefSeq names its product sarcoplasmic reticulum histidine-rich calcium-binding protein-like. The transcript is spliced from 2 exons. Lineage: Eukaryota; Metazoa; Arthropoda; Insecta; Lepidoptera; Papilionidae. The record is from RefSeq and is a predicted model, not a curated record. The coding region runs from base 1 to 900 and encodes 299 amino acids.
AUGAACACGGCAAGAAGGGACAUCAUGACAAGGGAGGCCACCACCACGAUCAUAAGGGACACCAUGAAGAAGGUGGCCAUCACGAGCAUCAUCAUCAUCAUCAUGAUCAUGGAAAGAAGGGCGGUCAUGAAGAUCACAAGCACUGGGGCUUUAAGAAGGGACACAAAUAAGUACGCGCGGCGUAUCCCCGCUAAGAAGGGUGAACGUAAGGAUGAAACUCCAAAAGUAGCCGAUCAGGAUAUUGCGGCAUCCGGCGAUAAAAAGGAAGCGAAUCAAAACCAUGAUUUUAAAAGAGGCGGCGGAAAGGAACACCAUGCCGAUCAUCAUGAUGAACACGGUGAAAAAGGUGAAAAGGGCUACAAAGGUCAUCAUCAUCAUGAAGAGGGUAAGAAAGGACAUCAUGAUAAGGAGCAACAUAAGGGUGAAUAUGAUGAUCACGGCAGUCACGAGGAAGACCACCAUCAUGAAGGAGGUCACUAUGAUGAACAUCAUGAAGGUGAAAAGGGUGAGAAAGGCCAUAAAUAUGAAGAAAAGGGACAUUACAACAAGGGACAUUCAACAAAAGGACAUCACGAAGUGCAUAAACUUGAUGAGUUCAAGAAGGACAAACAUUUCUUUGACGAAGAAGGCGAUUCUGCCCACGACGAGAAACAUGGCGGCUUCCAUGAGGAGCACGGACACAAAAAAGGAGGGCACUUUAAGAAGGGGCACCAUCAUGGCGAUCACGUGGAACUUGAGCACGGCGAGAAGGGUCAUCACGAGAAGGGAGGCCACCAUGAGGUACACAAGGGCCAUAAAGAGUCAGCUGGUCACGAUACUCAUCAUCAUCAUCACCACGAUCACGCUAAGAAAGGAGGCCAUGAUCAUCACAAGAAAUGGGCAUACAAGAAAGGACAAUAA